Molecule: messenger RNA, 501 nt
Organism: Hypanus sabinus (Atlantic stingray)
Lineage: Eukaryota; Metazoa; Chordata; Chondrichthyes; Myliobatiformes; Dasyatidae
Gene: tmem35
Product: transmembrane protein 35
Exons: 2
Coding region: 1-501 (166 amino acids)
Biological process (GO): chaperone-mediated protein complex assembly; positive regulation of protein localization to cell surface
Cellular component (GO): endoplasmic reticulum
Molecular function (GO): acetylcholine receptor regulator activity
Source: RefSeq, a predicted model, not a curated record
AUGUCGCCCCGGACCUUGGCCGUGGUCGUUCUGUCCGUCGCGCUCGGGCUGUUCUUUGUCUUCAUGGGGACUGUCAAACUGACGCCGCGCCUCAGCAGGGAUGCAUUCAGUGAGAUGAAAAGAGCAUACAAGGAAUAUGCCAAGGCCCUUCCUGUGUUAAAGAAGAUGGGUAUCUCCUCGAUCCUGCUGCGGAAACUCAUCGGGACACUGGAGGUGACGUGUGGCAUUGUCAUGACCCUGGUCCCUGGGAGACCCAAGGACGUGGCCAACUUCAUCCUGCUGCUGGUUGUUCUAGCUGUGCUCUUCUUCCACCAGCUGGUGGGUGACCCACUCAGACGUUAUGCCCAUGCCCUUGUCUUUGGGAUCCUGCUCACCUGCCGGCUGCUGGUCAUCAGACAAGCCGAUGACAGAGACAAGGAGGUGGUAGUGGGAGCGGUGGUGAAAGAAGCUGACGGGAAGGGCGACCCUAAGCAAGAGAAAGAGAAGCUGAAAACCACCUAA